Molecule: messenger RNA, 1656 nt
Organism: Colossoma macropomum (tambaqui)
Lineage: Eukaryota; Metazoa; Chordata; Actinopteri; Characiformes; Serrasalmidae
Gene: cthrc1b
Product: collagen triple helix repeat containing 1b
Exons: 5
Coding region: 55-831 (258 amino acids)
Source: RefSeq, a predicted model, not a curated record
AGCUCGCACAAACGGCCGUUAGAGAGUUUUUUCAUUCAUACUCUCGUCUUGAACAUGGAGCAGCUAACAGUAACGACAAGAGUGCUCGUUUUUAUCUGUGUAGUAUUUCCCUGCCAUGGAGUCGAAAGGAUAAAAAACAGAGGACUGCGGCAGAAAGACGUUGAAUACGUGGACAAAUGCACUGAGGGACACACAGGCAAACUGAACUGCACCAGACACACAGCUGAGAGCCAGUCUACACAGUAUACCAUGUACUCCAGCUGUCUGCAGGGUCCGCAAGGCAUGACAGGCAGGGAUGGAAAUCCGGGAGUAAAUGGUAUCCCGGGUACGCCAGGUGUACCGGGACGAGACGGUGCCAAGGGGGAGAAAGGCGAAUGCGUGAGUGAGAUAUUUGAGGAACCCUGGAGACCCAACUAUAAACAGUGCGCCUGGAACUCACUCAACUACGGCAUCGACCUGGGCAAAAUCACAGAGUGCACGUUCACUAAGCUGCGUUCAGACAGCGCUCUCCGCGUGCUGUUCAGCGGCUCUCUCAGGCUCAAGUGCAAGACAGCCUGCUGUCAGCGCUGGUACUUCACCUUUAACGGAGCGGAAUGUUCCGGGCCACUGCCCAUAGAGUCCAUCAUCUAUCUGGACCAGGGCAGCCCAGAACUCAACUCCACCAUAAACAUACACCGGACCACCUCAGUGGAAGGCUUGUGUGAGGGCGUCCGAGCCGGAUUGGUCGACGUUGCUAUCUGGGUGGGGACCUGUGGUGACUAUCCCCGCGGCGACGCCUCAACCGGCUGGAAUUCUGUCUCCAGGAUGAUCAUUGAGGAACUGCCCAAAUGACUUCUGACCUCUUCUUCAGUCCCAUAAGGCAUAUCAAAAAUCUGCCCAUGCACCUCUGAAGUCAUGUUGUCAUUUUGUAAUCGGCAGCAGACCCACGUAAGGAACUCCAGGUCUCAGCUUUUUUUCACUCUAUGGAGAGAAUUCUUGAAAAUCACCCCAUGGUAAAGAAAAAGGUUCCAAAGUCGAUACAGUUUGCACACUUUUUUUUUCCUGAAUGUCACUGGAUCCUCUGAAUUAUGAGGUUGUUUAAGAGUCAAAGUACAAAUAUUGCUAAAUGCAAGCUAACAUGGCUGUGCUUUGACCUGACAUAAGACUGGCAAUUUCACCAAAAUACCCCAUGAAAACAAGAAAGCUUCAUCAAAUGCGGUGGUUAAGAUGCUUUGGCAGCAAGAGCUUAUCAUCUAAUUAGAUCCGUUACAUUAUAGAGUAUAAUAGAGUACAGCAUUACUUUCAAUGCACAGAAGUGUUAGCUUGCUUGUACUAUGUAUGCAGCAUUAUUCAUAUUUUGACUUUUUAAUUACCUUGUAAUUCAGUGGAUUUUACUUCAAAGUGUACACUCUGUUACCCACAGGGCACGAUAGCAGCGAUUUACAAAAGAUGCCAUUCAUUUUGCCCCACUGACAAGAAUGCCUAAACCUGGGGACUUACAUAGGCAUGAUGCGGACUACAGAAUCAGGUCUAUAGAUGUCUGUAGAAAGGGCUAAAACAAAUAGUACAUCAGCCACCAUUGCCGGACCAAAAUUAGUCAACCAAAUACAGUUACAAAGUUCAUAGCUAAGAGAUCUUUGGAAAGUUUUGGCAUUCCAGAAACUGUAGAUAUUCUUA